UGAUACAUAAAAGAAAGGGAUUUCCACCUUAGAACCGAUCCCAUUAGAAACCUCGAUUCGAACCGCUUCCCCAAUCCUGCACUCGUUCGGAUUUCUCUAGGAAAAAUCCUGCCUUUCCCCUUUCCUUGCGACCGUCCACUGCCCUCUCGGUUUCCGAUCGCCUCCCCCAUCGAGUUGGCGGCGAUUCCGUCGAUUUCUCGAUCCGCCGUGAUAUUUGGCCAUCGUUGGUUCGCCGGUGGCCGGAAAGUUUUGAACUUGGGGGCUCCGUUGUCGGUGUUUUCCCGGGAUGGGCGACCUGGAAUCCUGGCCGCCGCUGGCCGACGCCGACGCCUCGGGAGGUCAUGAAUCGCUUUAUUCCCAUCCCCAGCUGCCGAAUCCGCAUCCUUCUGUGAUCAAGGCCGAGAAUUGGAAGCGGGCAGAGGAGGCUACUCGAGAGGUUUUGUGGUACAUCCGGCCGACGGUCGUCUCCGAAGAAAGGCGGAAGGCCGUUGUUGAUUAUGUGCAGGAGCUGCUCAGGACGCGCAUGGGGAGUAGGGUGUUUCCAUUUGGUUCAGUUCCUCUGAAGACGUAUCUUCCUGAUGGAGAUAUUGACCUGACUGCUCUAGGUGCCCCUAAUAACGAAGACAUGUUGGCAAGUGAACUUUGUUCUGUUCUUGGAGAAGAACAUAAUAAGGUUGCUGGGUUUGAAGUGAAUGAUGUUCAACUUAUUCGUGCUGAGGUUAAAGUUGUGAAAUGCAUCAUGCAGAAUAUUGUUGUAGAUAUCUCAUUCAAUCAAAUUGGUGGGCUUUGUACACUUUGCUUUCUCGAGAAGAUAAAUGAAAAAAUUGGAAAGGAUCAUCUAUUCAAACGUAGUAUAAUAUUGAUCAAGGCUUGGUGUUACUAUGAAAGUCGCAUUCUUGGUGCCCAUCAUGGUUUGAUAUCUACUUAUGCAUUGGAGAUUUUAGUACUUCAUGUUUUCCAUCUGUUCCAUGAGCAAAUGGAUGGUCCUCUAGCGGUUCUCUAUAGGUUUUUGGAAUACUAUAGUAAAUUUGAUUGGAGCAAAAACUGUAUCACUCUACAAAGCGCCAUUUCUAUUUCUUCAUUGCCAAAACUAGUAGUAGAACCAUCGGAAACAAAAGGAAACUAUUCGCCACUUACCGAGGAAUUUAUUGAAAAAUGUGUAGAAAUGUUUUCAGUUCCAUCAAGGAUGUACGAAAACAGCUGUCAAGCAUUCACACAGAAGUACCUGAAUAUUGUCGAUCCAUUGAAACCAAGCAAUAAUCUUGGGCGCAGUGUUAGCAAAAGUAAUUUUCACCGCAUACGCAGUGCUUUCACUUUUGGUGCUCGAAAACUUGGUCGGAUUCUUCAAUCAUCUUCUGAAAACAUUGUAGAUGAAGUUAAUUUGUUCUUUAGAAAUACUUUAUGUAGACAUGGAAAUGGGGAAAGGCCAGAUGUGCAAGAUGCCAUUUCUAGUUCCCCAAAGAGUGGAUCUGCAGAUCAUGUGGGAGUCAAAUAUAGAUCAUCAAACUUAAAUGCUGAAUAUUUGAACAAGGAUUCUCAUUUUUCAGGUUUAACAAACCAUGAUUCUAGCAGAGCAUUGAUUGAUGUGAUAAAUAACAUAAAUUGUUUUGACUUGGGUGAGGAUCACAUAUCAAAGAAGCUAGAUGACAAGCAUUCUGCCAAUCCAACUAUUAAUGUUAACAAUUCUAGAAGUGGCUCCGUGGUGUUUGAGGAAGACAUUAUAAGUAAACAUUCCACUGACGAUGCUAUAGAUCUUCCUUCCACAAGAGCAUUUGAUUCAAGAUCAUUAGAUGAAAGUUUUAAGCCAUCGACAUCUGGAAAAGUUUUUCAUGCACCCCACUUGUUUUUCUGUUCAAAUAACAAUCAGGAUGAUAACAUACUGGGCAAUUCAAGUACAAGAGAUAAUGUUAUGGUGGGCAUGCCUUCAAAUAAAUCUACAUCCCCUUGUAAUGAAAUGGGAUAUGAGGUUAAGUCAACUAAUAGUGCAUCCUGGCCUAGAAAAUCCACCUUGGCUGCACCUUCUAGUUUUGUUCAUGAAUCACCAUCAUCAAGCUGGAAUUGCAGAGAUUCGUCCCUAGGGGGCUGCACAAAUGAUGGUAAGUUAGAUGAUGCAAGUUCCAGUUCUGAUAACUUAUCAAAUCUCUCUGGUGAUUUUCAGCUUUAUUGUAGCAAUCUACUUCAUGCUCAGGAGUUCCAAGAGUGUUUUGUCAACUCUUGUUUAGUACCUGUCUAUCAUGCAUCAUCUUCUCCAUAUCAAAACAAGCAUUCCUGGAAUAUGCAAAGCAUGUAUGCUCAUGGUGCAAAUGGCCUUGUCCACAUGCCAUCACUUCCCCCAAGUUAUUAUGUGAUCCCACCCCUAAUUUGUAAUGAUUAUGGGGUCAAAGAUAUCACAAAAACAAGGGGAACUGGUACCUAUCUUCCAAACACGAAUUCUCGUUCAUACAGAGAGAGACAGUUCUCAGGAAGAGGCUGGAAUCAAAUGCAAGCAAAUCAUCUUCAUAGAUACCAUAGAAAUGGUCAUGGGAACUCACCAUAUUAUGAGGGUUCAUCUGACGAAAGGAAUCAUGUUCCACCUCCACCACCUCUACCUGCUAGUUUUUUUAGAAAUGGUCAUGGUGAUGCAAUUCCAUUGGAUCAACCCGAGUCUCCUGGCUCUGCUUUUAUGGUGGUUUCCCCUGAUCCUGAGGGCAAACUUGAAUUUGAUAAUUUUGGUCCUGUUACAAUGGGAGUUUCAUCUUCAGAACGGAGUAGCAAUCGUGAGUCAGCCAAUGCUGUUGAUAGGGGCUCCAGAUCUUCUAUACCUGCAUCGACAGUCGAAAGGCCACAUAGAAGUUUGAACAAUGAAAGGUUAACUCAACCCUACCAGCUGAAGGAUGAUGGUGACUUCCCUCCACUGGCAGGAUGAAAGGCAAGGGGAAUGAAUCCUUGAGCAUUUGGAGCAGUUGCUUGAGCAAUAGCAUUGCAAAUGCUGGUGUAAAUCCUUGUUGCUAGGGGUGGUGAAUUAGUAUACUGUGUACAUUCUAAUGGCCUUUUCUUGAGAGGUUUAUGACACCAUAUUGUUAUGGUGGAUUUUAAUACGGUCAGAAUAUUUUUUAAUCCCAUUUUCCAUUAGUUUGUUGAUGCAGUCUAGCUGAAGAAGAAUAAAGAAAUGGAGCUGUAGAAAAUUAUUGUUCCAAGUUUUAAUAGUUAUAUCUAUCUAUAUAUGUGAUGUACUUUUUUCCUUUUAUA
Zingiber officinale is the source of this 3228-nucleotide messenger RNA. RefSeq lists its product as uncharacterized. Bases 287 to 2905 code for a protein of 872 amino acids. The record is from RefSeq and is a predicted model, not a curated record. The transcript is spliced from 9 exons. Lineage: Eukaryota; Viridiplantae; Streptophyta; Magnoliopsida; Zingiberales; Zingiberaceae.